AUGGAAGAACUUCGCAAUGAAGCUUACGAAAGUUCUCGCAUUUAUAAAGCCAAAAUGAAAGUGUUCCAUGAUAAAAACAUUUCAAGAAAAACAUUUGAACCUGUUCAAAAAGUUUGGCUCUUUAAUUCUAGGAUGUGGUUGUUUUCGGGUAAAUUAAAGUUCAGAUGGGAUGGGUCGUUUGUUGUUGAUAAAGUGUUCGAGGUUGGUGCGGUUAGAAUAGUUGAUCCCAAGAGUGGAACCAUGUUCAAGGUCAAUGCUCAAAGGCUUAAACCAUACACAGAAGAAGUAUCUGAGAGUAGAGGAGUUGAGAAUUUUAGUCUAAGUGAUCCAGUUGCGUCUGGCUGA
Nelumbo nucifera (sacred lotus) is the source of this 345-nucleotide messenger RNA. NCBI's taxonomy places the organism in Eukaryota, Viridiplantae, Streptophyta, Magnoliopsida, Proteales, Nelumbonaceae. The record is from RefSeq and is a predicted model, not a curated record.